Molecule: messenger RNA, 4603 nt
Organism: Myripristis murdjan (pinecone soldierfish)
Lineage: Eukaryota; Metazoa; Chordata; Actinopteri; Holocentriformes; Holocentridae
Product: mitogen-activated protein kinase kinase kinase kinase 3-like
Exons: 34
Coding region: 298-2874 (858 amino acids)
Biological process (GO): intracellular signal transduction; protein phosphorylation
Cellular component (GO): cytoplasm
Molecular function (GO): MAP kinase kinase kinase kinase activity; ATP binding
Source: RefSeq, a predicted model, not a curated record
UGGAGUGAGAAAGUGGGGCUCUGCUGUGUUUUUCUGGCUCUUUCUGCGUGUUUUCGGCUCCCGGUCCGGCGCCUCGGGCCCGGCGGCCCCGCGGCGGGACGCAGCAAGCAUGAGCCUGGACCCGGACAUCAGCAGGAGGAACCCGCAGGACGACUUCCAGCUCAUCCAGAGGAUUGGCAGUGGCACCUAUGGAGAUGUAUACAAGGGAGGAUCGUCAGCACGGGCGAGCUGGCAGCCAUCAAGGUCAUCAAACUGGAUCCUGGGGAGGACUUUGCGGUGGUGCAGCAGGAGAUCGUGAUGAUGAAAGACUGUAAACACUCCAACAUCGUGGCGUACUACGGCAGCUACCUCAGGAGAGAGAAGUUGUGGAUCUGUAUGGAGUUCUGUGGAGGAGGAUCACUGCAGGACAUCUACCACAUAACCGGCCCGCUCACCGAGUCCCAGAUCGCCUACAUGACCCGAGAAACUCUCCAGGGACUUUACUAUCUGCACAGCCGAGGCAAGAUGCACCGAGACAUCAAGGGAGCGAACAUCCUGCUGACAGAUAACGGAUACGUCAAACUGGCGGACUUCGGCGUGUCGGCUCAGAUCACCAUGACCAUCGCCAAGAGGAAGUCCUUCAUCGGGACGCCAUACUGGAUGGCUCCCGAGGUGGCGGCGGUGGAGAGGAAAGGCGGCUACAACCAGCUGUGUGACAUCUGGGCCGUCGGCAUCACCGCCAUCGAGCUGGCAGAGCUGCAGCCGCCCAUGUUCGACCUCCACCCCAUGAGAGCUCUGCUGCUCAUGACCAAAAGUAACUUUCAGCCUCCAAAACUCAAAGACAAGGGCAAGUGGAGCAGUAACUUCCAUCAGUUUGUGAAAGUGGCUCUGACCAAAAACACCAAGAAGAGACCAGCUGCUGACAAGCUGCUGCAGCACCCGUUCGUCUCCCAGCCGCUCAGUCGGACUCUGGCCAUCGAGCUGCUGGACAAGGCCAGCAACCCGGACCAGAGCGCCUUCCAGGACCACCUGGACGACGAGGAGGCGGAGCCAGAGGUCGCCGCCGCCGACGUGCCGCACCGCAUUCCGUCUGGAAACAGCCGCGAGGGGAAGACCCUGUCCGAGCUCAACUUUGACCAGGUGAAGUUUGACCCUCCACUGAGGAAGGAGACUGAAGCUCAUCAUGAGGCGCUGGACUCAGACUGCUUCCAGGACUGUGUGGAGGAGCUCUACUACACGGCCAGAUCCAGCCUGGAUCUGCAGAUGGAGUACGAGAACGCGGCUGCAGGAUCCAUCCUGGGAAGAAACAGGAGCCUUCUCAAGUCGGUGGAGGAGGAGCUGAACCAAAGGGGUCACCAGACUCACCUGGAGGAUGGAGCCGAUGAUGACGAGGACGAUGAAGACGAGGCUGCCGAUGACGACGACGACGGUUUUGUGGAGGAAGGGGACGACGGCGACCAAUCAGCUGUCGGUGAUGCUGGAGAUCACCAUGACGACGGCGACGAUGAAACACAACAGGUGCCUGACUCGACCCUGCGGCCCACAGCGCCCCCUGCUGCUCCACCUGCGCAGGACGAGGCCCCGCCCCCUGAUGACGCCGGUCACCAUGACGACCAGGGAACUAUAAAGCGCCGCCCUCAAUCGGGAAGCCCCGCCCACUCCGCCCCCCACACCCCGGGCCCGCCCAGACCGCCGCCCCCAAAGCUGCCCCCCCGCCGGCUCAGCAGCCCAGGGGACGUCCCGUCCUCGGAGCAGCAGUCCACACCGCCCCCUGCUGGUCACAGGAGAGAACUGCCGAAACCAAUCAGCAACGGACUGCCGCCCACGCCCAAGGUCCAUAUGGGAGCGUGUUUCUCCAAAGUGUUUAACGGCUGCCCGCUGAAGAUCCACAGCGCCGCGUCCUGGGUCAACCCUGACACCAGAGAUCAGUAUCUGAUCUUCGGAGCCGAGGAGGGAAUUUACACCUUAAACCUGAACGAGCUGCAUGAGAACUACAUGGAGCAGCUGUUUCCUCGGAGGUGCACCUGGGUCUACGUCAUGAACAACAACCUGCUCUCCAUAUCGGGUAAAGCCUCCCAGCUGUACUGCCACAGUCUGCCCGGUCUGUUCGAACAGGCUCGACAGAAACAGAAGCUUCCGGUUUCCCUGCCGACGCACCGCCUGCCGGACCGCAUCCUGCCCCGGAGGUUUUCCAUCUCCAGUAAGAUCCCGGACACUAAGGGCUGCCUGAAGUGCUGCGUGGUGAGGAACCCCUACACGGGUCACAAGUACCUGGGCGGAGCCUUCCAGUGCGGCGUGGUGCUGCUGGAGUGGGUGGAGCCGAUGCAGAAGUUCAUGCUUGUCAAGAACGUGGACUUCCAGCCCCCCUGUCCUCUGGAGGUGUUUGAGCUGCUGGUGGUCCCGGAGCAGCCGUACCCUCUGAUCUGCCUGGGCCUCAGCCGGGGGUCCGAACCCACCCAGCCCGUCGGCUUCCAGACCCUCGACCCCAACUCGUCCUGCCCCGAGCUCCGGGAGUCAGAAAACCCUCAGACCUGCGUGAUCCAUGUGACCCAACUGGAGAGAGACGCUAUCCUGGUCUGCCUGGACCGUUGUAUAAAGAUCGUCAAUCUGCAGGGGAAGCUGAAGUCCAGCAAGAAGCUUUCAGCCGAGCUCACCUUCAACUUCCAGAUUGAGUCUGUUGUGUGUUUACAGGACAGCGUUCUGGCCUUCUGGAGACACGGCAUGCAGGGGCGGAGCUUCAAGUCUAAUGAGAUCACUCAGGAGAUCAGCGACAGCAGCAGGAUGUUCCGCCUGUUGGGGUCCGACAGGGUGGUGGUGCUAGAGAGCAGAGCCACAGACCACCCAACUGAGCCCAGCAACCUGUACAUCCUGGCCGGACACGAGAACAGCUACUGACCCCCAGAUCAGGACCAGACCGGGACCAGAUCAGGACCAGACCGAGACAAGCCUGGGACCAGAUCAGGACCAGAUCAGGAUCGGACCAGUCCUGUUCUGAUCCCAUCCUGUUCCGGUGUCAGAGAAUUGGACUGGUUUCCUCUGAAAGUUUCCAGAACCAAAUAUGUUCACUUGCCUUACUGGUACGUUUCUAGUGUCAUCAGUGCCAAUCCAGACUGGAACCCUGACCUUGCUGGUCCAGUACUGGUGCUCUUGUCUUAUUGGUGGACGGAGGGUCCAACAGUGUGCAGACUGAGCUGAGCCACCGCCUCCAGCCGGUCCGUCCGGUCCGGACCGCCCCUCUCGACCAGAACUCCCUGGAAGAAGAGAUCUUCUAUCUCAGUGGGACCUUCCUGGAUAAAUAAAGGAUGAAAAAAUCAAAACCCGGGAAGCUGCUGGACAGAGUGCAGCUAAAUGCUGAGUUGUAGUUCUGUGUCAAAAUGUCACCAUCCCAAUUUCCAAGGCCAAAUGAUUGAAUUUACUUUAUUUUCACAUCCUGUGACUCGCCCCAACCUGGAUGGGAUUAUAAGACGCCAAAAACACAAAUAUAUAGUACAUUCAGUGAUGCCCUAACUAAGCAGUGCUGUUACAUGGUCAUUAAUAUGCUGUUAAAUAGAUCAUUAAAAUGAUCUAUUUAAAGGUCAGAUCAGUGAUGCUGGAUCAGUUUUCUUGUGCUUUCACAAGUAUUGAAAUGAACUUUUUAUCAUUCUUAUUUUAUUUAUUUACUUAUUUAUGUAUUUGAAUCCCCAGUAGUCACAACCAAGUCAGCAACUCACAAGUAAACAUCACAUCAUCAUGCAAAAGAAUGAUGUAACUACAGAAAAAAAAAGAAUUAGCAACGAUUAUACUUCUAACAGUGAUAAUAACAGCAAUGACAGCAUGCGCCCACGUUCUGUCGACAUAAUCAGCAAAACAUGUGAUGCCGCUCAGAAAUGGUAGUCGUACUGAAGACAGAGUACGAUGGUCGCUGCACAGAAAAAAAUAUAAGGUGCUGGAGCUGGACCAUUUUUCCCAUUUUUUUUCUUGUAAAUUCAACUUUAUUAUCAAAAAUAUAAUAACUGAACUGAUACACAAUACUGAAUGAUCAAAAUUGUCCCCCAACUGCAGAUUUGCCGUGAAACUGAUAACGACUGUGCCAUAUAAAGUAUAUUUGUGAAAAAAAGUAUAUUUUUUGAGCAUUGUCUUCCACUCAUUUGAAGCACUUACUAACACACUUCCUAUCACAUAAUUAGACCUUUACUGAGAUGAGUUACACUAACACAAAUGAUUUCUAGUUUUCAAAAAUGUAAUAACUAAAUUGAUAACUAAUUAACAGCUCAAAUGCAACUCACCCCUUCACAGAUGUGUAUGCAGUUGUGUAAGUCCUAUGUAGUUCACAUUAUUUUAAUUAUUAUUAACAGGAGACAGGAAGAACAGAAUAACAUUGUAUUACAUUAAUGUCAGGUACCUUUUAUUGUGUUUUGCAGGAAAGACAUUAACUGGAUUAUUACAUUAUACAGUACAAAUGGUUAUUACAUUAAUGGUGUAUUACAUCAGUGGGAUGUUAUCACAGUGACAGCUGCGACAUGCAUGCAUGGGAUUAAAGUUAUAAUAAUUACAAUACUUUAUUUCUAUAGCACCUUUCAUACAGCGGGUGUAGCUCAAAGUGCUUCACCAUAAAGUGAAAAAAAAAAAAAAACAGGUAUAAAAU